GAGUGAAGAGGAUUAGUUUUACACGCGCUGUCAUCUUUCACUGAAGUUAUAAUGAUAUCCCGGGACGAAAUACUCAAACCCAUAUGGUACGCCUUUACUGCUCUGGAUGUAGACCGAAACGGGAAAGUAUCCAAAUCCCAGUUAAAGGUGCUGUCUCACAACCUGUGCACCAUACUGAAAGUCCCUCAUAACAUUUCAGCCUUGGAGGAGCACUUUAAAGAUGAUGAUGAAGGACCAGUGUCAACACAAGGGUACAUGCCCUACCUGAACAAGUUCAUACUUAAUAAGAUCCAGCCCAACUUUGACUUCAUGGAGCUGAAUAAGAUGUGCUGGACUCUGUCUGCAUCAAAACACAUCAGCAACAAGAAUCUGCUCAUCUCAGAAAGUGAUGCCUUCAAGGUGUGGUGUAUCUUCAACUUCCUGUCUGAAGAUAAAUAUCCACUGCACAUUGUCACAGAUGAGCUUGAGUACUUCCUGCGCAAGCUGUUUGCAGCAAUGGGUUGCAGUUGGAACGAGGGCAGAUUUGAAGACUACAAAAUGCAGCUCAGCGCAAAGAAAUGUCACCUGAAUGUGUGGGAACUGAUUGAGCUUAUUGGCAUAGGCCAUUUCACCAAGGGCAUAGACCCUCAGACUCUCUCCAUGGGCAUCAAUGAGGUCUGUCAGGAAAUUGUUCUGGAUGUUAUUAAGCAGGGCUAUAUGAUGAAAAAAGGCCAUAAAAGGAAGAACUGGACAGAGCGAUGGUUUAAGCUCCAUCUCAACUACAUAUCCUAUUAUGUGAGUGAAGACCUAACAGAGCAGAAGGGAUGUAUUUCGCUUGAUCGCAACUGCUGUGUCGAGUCCUUACCAGACAAGGAUGGAAGGAAAAACCUCUUCAUUAUAAGAUGUGUUGAGAAAAGUUUUGAGAUCAGUGCAUCGGAUAAAAAGACAAAACAGGAGUGGAUUCACGCCAUCCAGGACUGCAUUGUCCGCAUAAGGCAAGGCCUUUCCUCCGCACACCGAGAAUCCAGGCAGAAACGCAGGGAGCUGAGAAACAGGAUGAAAGCUGAACAGGAGAUCAUGGAGAAGAGAAUGAGACAGCUGCAGUUGGCCAACGAGAGCAAACAGGCCCAGCUGGAGGCCAUGAGUAAGGACCUACAGGACACAUCAAUCCGGGGUGAUCUGGAGGAACAGAGAAGACUUCAGGCCCAAACAGAAUUACUGGACCGAUGCAGACAAGACCUGGAGCAGGAGAAAAUGGCUCGAAUGCAGAUGGAGGAGCAGGUGGUUGAAAAGUCCAGUGAAGUGGAGCAGUACUGGCAGCGUAUGCAGGAACUGGAAGACAUGUACCGUCAGCUGAAACAGGCACUAGACGAUGAGAAGCAGGCCAAAGAGGAUGAAGAAAUCUUGCGCAAACUGCAGGCCAGGCUGUUACAAGAGGAGGCAAGCAAGAGGACAGAAUUAGAGCAGAUUCACCAGCAGCAGAAAGAGGUCUUAUCCCAGUCCCAGAAAGAGAAAAAAGAGCUGGAAAAAGAGAAGGUAGAGAGGGAACGUGCCCUGCAGGCUGCACUGGAGCAGCUGGAGAGCCUUAGACAAAAGAGACAGGGGGCGCAAGAUGAAUACAAGGCCGUUACGAAGAAACUGGAACGUGCAAGUAACAAGACAAAGACUUGGAAACACAAGGUCUCUAAACAUGAGGGCCUACUUCGAACCGUUCAACCAGGUGACCGAUCACCCGGUAAAAUGACCAACUGGGGACAGGCAGCGUUCACCGAAACAGAGCUGGAUCAGAUGGAGAAAAUUUGGCAGGAGAACAAGAAUAGAGAAUGGGAUGGAGAGUAACACCUAAUACAUCAAUUUCCUUUAUUUGUAUAUUUAUUUUUUUAUUUGCCAGGCAGUCCUCAUCCUGAUCUUAUGUUACUGGUUAAAUCUGUUGUUACUGAAUUUUUUUUUAUUUAUUC
Messenger RNA from Rhinichthys klamathensis goyatoka, 1937 nucleotides. It is a transcript of the gene swap70a, whose product is annotated as switching B cell complex subunit SWAP70a. Gene Ontology annotation, cellular component: cytoplasm; nucleus. The transcript has 12 exons. Bases 52 to 1818 code for a protein of 588 amino acids. The record is from RefSeq and is a predicted model, not a curated record. Lineage: Eukaryota; Metazoa; Chordata; Actinopteri; Cypriniformes; Leuciscidae.